Molecule: messenger RNA, 582 nt
Organism: Botrytis sinoallii
Lineage: Eukaryota; Fungi; Ascomycota; Leotiomycetes; Helotiales; Sclerotiniaceae
Exons: 4
Coding region: 1-582 (193 amino acids)
Biological process (GO): autophagy; autophagosome assembly
Cellular component (GO): phagophore assembly site
Source: RefSeq, a predicted model, not a curated record
AUGGACCAGCGCAGACCGCCAGAGUAUAUUAUUGAGGUGUUUGCGGACCCUACCUCGGUGAAAGAGGUCAUUAGAGGCAUUCUACAUACCAUUUUCUUCCAACGCUUCUUCCCUUCUAUUAGACCAAAGUCUCGCGAUGUCUUGGACAUGACUCUGCCAUACAUUGAGAAUGUUGAAAUUGAAACACUUAUCGAUCAAAGGACCGCUGCUCUGGUGCGGCAACUAGACACCACUUCGGAAACUGGCGCGAGAAAUACCGGCGUUAGAGGACAAAUGGCUGUUCAAUUUUUUGAGAAGAAACGAAGGAAGGCUUGGUUCACGAAAGGCGAGGAGGAGGUAUGUUGGGAACAGUGGACUUUGGAUGUUACAUUGGCUACUCCGCGAACAGAAAGUGAACGGGCAAAAGUUAGAAAUGCGAUGGAGGCGAUGUUACUGAAAGCGGCAAUGAAGAUCGUAACAACAGUCAAUAUGGAGAAAGAUCAUAUACCGCCUAUUACCACGAGCGAGGCAAAUCCAUUUCCCUAUCAGAUUACUAUAAACCCCAGAGCAGAUAGUUGGGGAGCUCGUAUGAGUUUGUUCUAA